AUGUUAGCUGUCGCAUCACUUAAACGUUCAUUAGAAUUCGAUCCUGUUGAACAAGGUGUAAAAAGAAAACGAGCCGAAAUGAAAUUAUCACCACCAUCAUCACCCAUAUCAUCAACAACAACAACAACAACAUUUACAACGAAUUCUAAUCCAUUAUCUCCAUCAAAACAACAACAAUCUAUAUUUAAUUCAUCACCAAAUAAAAAUCAAUCAUUAGUAUUUAAAAAGCCCUGUUCGCUUACUGCUUUAACAUCAUCAUCAUCAUCAACAACAGAAGAUAUUCCAAUGUUUACAUAUACACAAGCUGCUCAAAUGUGUGCUCGUCUUUUACGUGAACAAGAUCGAUCAAUACGCGAACAGUAUGAACAAAUUCUAUCAACUAAACUUACAGAACAAUAUGAUACAUUUGUAAGAUAUACACAUGAUAGUGUUCAUAAAGAUCAAUCAAAACAACAUCGACUUUUUCAUUUUGGUCAACAACAAGAAUCAAAUAAUAAUCAUAAUAAUAAUACAUCAACCGUUGCCUUUUCAUAUGUUUCAUAA
Messenger RNA from Rotaria sp. Silwood1, 543 nucleotides. The record is from the annotation of a GenBank genome assembly. Lineage: Eukaryota; Metazoa; Rotifera; Eurotatoria; Philodinida; Philodinidae.